AUGAACAACAACGCCUCGGUCGAGGUGCCCAACCACUUCAAUAACGCCAGCGGCGGUGGCGGCGAUGGUGCCCCCAACAAGAGCCCGAUCCUUCGUCACCGCGAAUCCUCCUCGUCGGCAGCCUCAUCUUCAUCAUCUUCCCAGAAGCCACAGUACCGAUGGGAGAAGUGGACCUUCUGCAACUCGCCGCCAUCGCCGCGUCAGACGUUCUCGCUGGGACGCCCAAGCGGUGACGGCGGCCGCAGCUCGUCGUUCUCCAACGCGCACGGCUCGAUGCUCUACUCGGACUCGGGGUGGAUCAUGGAACACCCUAUCCCCUACUCGGAGACCGACAACAAGGGCGGGUUCGGCCUGUUGCCCCCCUCCGGCCUCUCGCUCUCGGCGGGCGCACUCACCCACACCCCGGGUCCCUACGGCCCGUGCAGCUGUGGGUCGGCAUUCUGUUCGUGCUUCUCCUCGUUCUCCACCUCGCCGCGCUCCUCAUCUCCGCGCUCGACGCCCUUGUCGUCUCCGCGGCCCGCGAGCUCCACCACCGGCAGCACGCAACCUCCAAAGCUGCAGCAGCCGCAGCAAUGGAUCAUCAAACCACCCAUCAACUCGUCAUCGUCGUCGUCGUCGUCAGGAGCAUCGACGCCGGUGGCGAGCACGCCUCGGAACCGACGCAGCCUCAAGGUGUCCAAAGAGGAGCGCGUGCUGCGGCGCAGUUCGAGUGCGCCCGAACGUGAUUCGCUGUAUGCGAGCGAGAACUGCCCCUUCACCCCCGCCACCAAAGCCACCCACCCGCGGAGCAGCACCCUCGUCCACAGCAGCAACAGCUGGAAGAGCGCAACCGACCUGCUCGGCCGACAGAAGAAGACCGCUCCACCGGUGGAGAGUGCAGGGACGCGGGAGACGCAGCAGGACGGGCAUUCGAUUACUGUACCGGCAGCUGCGGCGACGAGCCAAUCACCACGCUCAUCACCGGGCAUUGGCAAGUUCCUGGUGGUGUACCGGGACAAGAUAUGGCUCCUGUUUCCUAUCCUGCCCGAGUGGCUCACGCAGUCAAACCUGGACUCUGUGUUUGCGCCCUCGGAGCCGGUGGUGCCCACUGAGAUGUCACUCUGCCUCCACGUUGCCGCUGCUCUUGGCGCUCGCACAUCGGGAGACAUGAAAACGGCCGAACAGCUGCUUGCCAGAGCGUUGCGCAUGGCUGAGUUCCUGCUCGAGCGACAGCAAACCAAGCCCGCGCAUCAGCUGUACUGGCUUGCGCUAGGCCUGUUCGGACUCUCGUUCUACGUGCUUGACCCUCUGAACAUGCAAGUCUCCUCAAAAUAUCUCCUCAUGGCAAUGAAGCUGUGCGAGAAGAUCGAGGCGAGGCGAUCGGUGGUGUACAUCAAAUGCAUAUGUCUGCUGGUCAGUCACGGGACGCCAGAACUGGAGGAGACCCUGCGCAACCAGAUCAUGCUAACUCUGCGCGCGAUCAUGGAUCUGCCCUUGGAGCACACCUUCCCCUUCAGCACCACUCACAUCUCGGACGAAAUGGUUAAGGCGCUGCGCUUCCUAUUGAAGACGGAGAGCCUGUGGGCGUUUAUCAUCGACGGGCCACCACAAGACGACACCUACCAGGGGGAUGCCUUCUAUCUGCAGGCGGUGAAGAGACUGGACGAGGUCGAGGAAGAGCUCAAAGAGUUUGAGGAGCUUCUCAUCUGCCUCGCCGAUGGCAGAAGCGACACAAACAACAACAACGUCACCACCAACACCACCAACGACGCGCUGACGUCAUCAUCGCCAUCGUUGUCGAUGCCAUCGCUGUGGUCGCGCCCACUCUACUUUGACCCGUCGAUCACGGCCUUCAUCCUCUUCACCACCAAGACCCUCAAGGCCGAGUGCCACCGCGAGCUCGGGAACAUCAACAUGGCCGUGGAGUGGGCCAUCAACGCGUUCGAGGUGGCCCGGAACGACCUCGAAUACUUCCAGCCCACGUCCCUCUGCACCCUCGACUCCCUCUUCCACAUCUUCAUGCAGUCCGACCGACGAUACGCGCACGCGCUGAUCGAGGUCAUCGGGGUGCUCGAGCAGCGCCACGUCGCUGCGUCGUUCAUUCGCCACAAGUACGACACCGUGCUCGAGCGCGAAGAGGACGAAGAGGCCCGAAGGCUUCAGUCACAGCAGCAGCAGCAAGCCUAUGCCGGCUACCCGCUGCGAGAGCUGGCUCAACCGGUCGUGUCCACCUGCUUGGUUCUGUCUUCGUCGUCCGCCGAAUCGAUGCCGCAGACCACCACCUUCUUCCCCUCGGGCUCUCCACUUCAGCAGCAUCCACAGCCGAAUGUGGCCGCUGCGCAACAGCCGCCUCCGCUGACACAGACGAUACCGGGGUUGAGCCAGCUCUCGCAGUCAUCUACGUCGGUGGCCGGCGGUCAACACCACUUCGCGGCCCCGCGUCAGGUGUCGCCGCGCACCAAGGCCCGCAACCGUCGAUCGGCACCGCGGCAAGGCGCCGGGUCUACGCAGGCCGGCUCGCCGCAGCUGCCGCGGCAAGCCUCCGCCUCGGCCAUUCUCACCAGGGGUGGCACCCCCACCGGUACCUUCCGCGGGAUCUACCUCUCGCAGGGCUACACCCUCAUCAACGCCUCCUCAUCUCCACCCUCAACACAACCGUUGGCGGAACGGAAGCUGACGGCGCCCGGCGGCCACCAGAAGGCCGUGCCGCCAUUCCUCUCGUCUCGCUCGCAGUCGGCGCCGCAGCUGCUUGCACACGCGCGGCCGUCAGUCGCCUCCGCGGUCCCGCUCUCCUUCCUCCCCUACCCGCCACACCCGUCAACCUUCCUCCAGGAGCAUCAGCCCCCGAACCAUCAUCAGCAUCAAGACCAUCACCACCACUUUGCACAGCAUCAACAUCAGCGUCAGCAUCAACAUCAGCAACCGUUCUCACCCACAUACGGGCUGCCGCUGGGUCCGUCGGCGCUGCCCAUCCAGCUCCCGCCGGAGCUGAUCGAGCCGAGCGCCGUGUUCGGUGGCCUCGAGCUCGAGCUCUGCGACUGGACGCUCGACGAGUCGUCGGGCCAAGGCGGCAGCGGGCCGAUGGAGAUGCCGCGCUCGCCCGAUGGCAUGUUCAUGAGCGACGAGCUCAAGCCGGAGGAGAUGGACCCACUACCACCACCACGCAGCGUCGCCCCUGCACACAUAUUUGGGUCGCACAGCGGCUACCUCGGCGCCCAACUCCACGCUUGA
This is a messenger RNA of Acanthamoeba castellanii str. Neff, 3210 nucleotides long. RefSeq lists its product as uncharacterized. The record is from RefSeq and is a predicted model, not a curated record. The transcript has 6 exons. The coding region runs from base 1 to 3210 and encodes 1069 amino acids. NCBI's taxonomy places the organism in Eukaryota, Discosea, Longamoebia, Acanthamoebidae.